Messenger RNA from Kluyveromyces lactis, 798 nucleotides. It is a transcript of the gene RPN12, whose product is annotated as proteasome regulatory particle lid subunit RPN12. The transcript has a single exon. Gene Ontology annotation, biological process: proteasome-mediated ubiquitin-dependent protein catabolic process. The record is from RefSeq and is a predicted model, not a curated record. NCBI's taxonomy places the organism in Eukaryota, Fungi, Ascomycota, Saccharomycetes, Saccharomycetales, Saccharomycetaceae. Gene Ontology annotation, cellular component: nucleus; proteasome regulatory particle, lid subcomplex; cytosol. The coding region runs from base 1 to 798 and encodes 265 amino acids.
AUGCCAUCGUUACCAGAGCUAACCAAGGGGUUGAAGACUGCCUUUGAGGGCAAACAAUAUGAAACAUGUUUGAGAUUACUACUUCCUAUCAAGAUUGAAUUGAUUAAAGCAAAAUUGUUAAUACCUGAUAUCAAAAGCGCUAAGGAAAAUCAAAGCUAUCUACAGGAUCUGAAUAUAGCAAAGAAGAUACUUGAGAUAGGAGCACUUUCAAGCAUAUACUGUGAGGAUUUUGAAACUUUCAUGAACUAUUACUCACAGUUAAGCGCAUUCUACUUUUCUGAUGUGAAAGAAUUGAGUGAUUCAGAUAGCAAGUUCAAGUUGAUAAGUUUGUACUUAUUAAUCUUGCUAGCACAAAACGAUUACACUAAACUUCACUCAGAAUUUGAGUUUUUGAGCAGAUACGUUACGAAUUUGGAAGAGAGUUCGUACCUCUCUUAUCCAGUAAAGUUGGAAAGACUUUUGAUGGAAGGUUCUUAUCAAAAGGCUUGGGAUCUGUUACAAACAGGUUCUAAGGUUGAAGAGUUCAAUGUUUUCACAAAGACUUUGAAAGAGGCUAUAAGAGAGGAAAUUGCUUUGAAUUCUGAACAAGCAUAUAGCUCCUUACCAUUGUUCAACGCUAAGACUCUACUAUUCUUCGAGAAUGAAAAGGAGAUGGAGGCGUUCGCUAAAGAACGUGACUGGAGCGUCAACCAUGGCGUUAUCACAUUUGGAAAUGAUUCAACUCCAGACAGGAUAGAGAGUGGGGAUACCGUGGAUAUGGCUAUUGACUAUGCUGUUCAUUUAGAAAGUAUUGUAUAG